AUGUCAAGUGAUGAAGAAGCAUCCCCAAUAGAGGCAACACCUGAUUUACGAGACCAACUUAUGCUUCUAAGCCACAUGUUUGAUCCAAAUGCAGACCAAAACGCUUGAAAGCACGACAAAGUCUGCAUUGUUUGCUUGGACGAGUUUUCCGCUUUUGGAAAUCGCAAAAGGUUCUGUAAAUUCUGCUACAGAGGAGUCUGUGAAAAAUGCUCGCUACACAAAGGUUUCCACCCUGAGCUAAAUCGUGCAGCCAGAAUUUGUGAUAAUUGCUACAACACAGGACUAGAAGACCAAGUAAAAAUUACCUAUGAAAAAGAUAUAGCAAAAGAAAAAGAACUGAGCGAAGAGCUUAAUCAAGAAAUCGUCCAUGAAGAAAGCUUGAAGUCUAUUUUUAAUCAAAAUUUAGAAGUCUUAAGAAAUGAUAUUGAGAAAUGCAAAAUGGACCUUUCUUCUAAAGAAAUCGAGUUUGCAAAUAUGCACAUCGAGAUUUCAGAAGAAAUCAGAGAAAUUGAAAAUGAUGUAGAAGAGUUGAAAGAAAAAUUAAGUGGAGUUGAGACUGAAAAAGAAAAUAAUGAAAAGGAACUUGAAGAGCUCAGGACAGAAAUUUUGGAUUUAAAGAGACAGAGAGAAGAUGUAGCAGAAGAAAAAUCUAAGAUAACCUGGCAAGUAGAUAGUAUUGAUGAUGAAAUCGCGAAGAUAAAAGAACAGAUUGCUGAAAAAGAAGCGAAUAAUAAAGCUAAUGAAAUUGAUGAACAUAUGGAUGAAAAGCAAGCAGAAAAAGAAUUAAAACAAAAACUUGCAAGGGUUAAUGAACAGCUUGAAGAUGUGAGAAAAGAAAAUGAUAAUUUAAAGAAAAAAAUAAUCCCAAAAAAGCAUGAGAAAGAAGAAAAAUUGAGAAAAUUGGACGAGAAAGAGAAAGAGAAAGAAACAAAAGUAGUUAGACAAGAAGGGGAAGAAAUCAAGAAACUGAGAGAGAAAUCUGAGGCACAACGACUGGAAAUAAUACAGCUGCAGCUAAGGAUUGAUAGAAGCAAAGAGUCACAAGAGAUGAUGAGAAAUAAUAAACCUCAAGAGAGAGAAACAAAGCAAUGCAAAUGCGUGAUUCAAUAA
This is a messenger RNA of Blepharisma stoltei, 1110 nucleotides long. NCBI's taxonomy places the organism in Eukaryota, Ciliophora, Heterotrichea, Heterotrichida, Blepharismidae. The record is from the annotation of a GenBank genome assembly.